AUGAAUCUUGAUCUUUUCGAUGAGGUUGAUGAGCAAAGAAGGGCAGCCAAAUUAAACAGGGCAUUCAGAAAAAGGAAGAACAUUGUUAUCAUAUUGGAUGAUGUCUACGGUCGCCUUAGCUUGGAGAAGUUGGGUGACCCUCUUGGUGUGGAAGGCUGUAGACUGAUUCUAACUACUUGCUCUUAUGAAGUCUGCCUAAAGAUGGGUUGUAAAAAACUACUUGAAGUGAAGAAACUCAAUACUGAUGAUGCUUGGGAGUUGUUCACGAAGAGUCUAGGAUGUGAGACUGUGCUUAGUCCAAAUAUUGAGAAAAUUGCCAAAAAAAUGGCAAUAAAGUGCGAGGGCUUGCCACUUGGGCUCAUCACUUUGGCGGGAAGAAUGAGAGGGGUGACUGACAUAAGGGAGUGGAAUAACGCCUUGACAAAGUUAUGA
Molecule: messenger RNA, 432 nt
Organism: Lycium ferocissimum
Lineage: Eukaryota; Viridiplantae; Streptophyta; Magnoliopsida; Solanales; Solanaceae
Product: probable disease resistance protein At1g52660
Exons: 1
Coding region: 1-432 (143 amino acids)
Biological process (GO): defense response to other organism
Molecular function (GO): ADP binding
Source: RefSeq, a predicted model, not a curated record